Messenger RNA from Trypanosoma grayi, 4440 nucleotides. RefSeq lists its product as hypothetical. Bases 1 to 4440 code for a protein of 1479 amino acids. The transcript has a single exon. The record is from RefSeq and is a predicted model, not a curated record. Lineage: Eukaryota; Euglenozoa; Kinetoplastea; Trypanosomatida; Trypanosomatidae.
AUGUUAUUCAGGGAUUUCACGUUCCUGUGGGAACCGUACAGGGCGGCGCGUGAUGAGAACGAGCUGCAAGAGGCCUUCAUCACCGCAACGGAGAGGAUCACUGAGAAAAAGCAGCUUCCGCCCGAAUACCGCAUUGCAGUGUGUCGGUUGCUCUGUUCCUGUGUAGGUGAUCAGGGGCUUAUGGAUGUAUUCUACGGCUUGCUACUGCCGCCACCGUACCGCCUAGAGGAAGUGUAUGAUCGGCAGAUGACACGACAAGAACUGGAGGAGGCUAUGGACAUCAUUCCGCCCGAGUUGGAUCCCGUCAUAACACUUCUCCCUUUUAAUCUGGCGGUUCGCACAGGCGUGUACGACGCGCAUUUGCGUGCUGCGGUUCGCCGUCUUUGUUGGCUAUUUGCGAUACCCUUUGAUCUCGUUGAGGCACGCGAGGGUGCAUUGGUGGAUGCAGUGGCGUCUUCUCCGUCGCCCUCGGGAGACGAUGGCUUUUUGGGGCUUCGGGAAAAACAGCAGGCUGUGCGAUCCCACAAGGAGGAAAAGAAUAGUAGUGUGCGCCGUGUGGCGACUGUCGGAACGUUCGCAGCGGUUGGCGGAAUAGCGCUUGUUUUUACAGGAGGUCUUGCGGCCCCGUUCAUUGCGCCUGCGCUCAGCGCCCUUGCCAGCGCCACCACCUCGACGCUCGUCUUCGCUGGUGCUACUGGUGGCGCGUUGCUAGGCAGCACGGCGGCAGCGGUGGUUAUGGGAGGACUGGUCGGAGCAGCCACACACACCGCAGCUCUCGUCGCUGUCGUCACGCCGGUGCUGACAGUAGCCCAUAUGACCGUCAUGUUCGGUAUUGGCGGGGCGAGCUUGGCAGGAUACAGGGCGUAUCGCCGCACAGCAGACUCAGAUGUGUUUAUGAUCCGCUCCACCACGGAGAUUGAGGAGCUUCCGCCCUUUGUGGACGGCAACGACAAUGCUUUGCUUUCGGUGCUUAGCGAGAGCCAGAAGGUGCAGUGGAGGGAUGCCAGCCGACGGGUGGCAGCAGAGGACAAGGAUCACGAUUUAUGGAUGAGUGUCCAGACCGUCUUGGAGGAGACGACAAGAGGUGGAAUUGUUGUACCAGCGCACACACGUGCGGUUGCAAUGCAGAACUUGGCUACAAGCGAUCAAUUUCAACGUCGCAUGCGUUGCCUCACGUUCGCUGUGCAAUGCUCAUUGCGGGGAUACCGAUUGGAGUUGAAGGCUGUAAAGCUAAUAGCCGGUACUUGGGGUCUUGUGCCACCAAAGAUCAUCGGAGAGGAUAGCGCUGGCAUUUUUGUGUCUCUUAAUCGCUACGCUCGCCCCACUGGCGCGGGGUGUGCGGUAUGCUACAACAUCGUUCCAGUGGCAAAGGCAGGUAUGGUGGCUGCGGCUGCCUGUAUGCUGCGUCUCUGGGUAUUAGCUGAACUUUCUCUCCUGGGCAAUUUGAUCAUUUCAGUUGCUGUUACCAGUGUCCGAGAGGCGUUUAAACCGCGGGAGACACUCAAAAAGCUCCGCGAGGAAAUUUUUGACUCUGAUAAUACACUUACUAUCCAGAACAUACUUGUGGAGACUCGCUUUUCGCCGAUGCCGUUUGUUCUUAUUUCGGAAUUGACCGAAGAAGGCGAUGCAUCUAAGGAAUGUUCUGGUGCUGCUACCUUUCCAGCCAAGGAGAUACAACAACGCAUUGUGGAAACCAUGAAUACAGUGUCGGCGCGCCGCCAGAUUGGGGUGUCAAUUGUAAAUAACUCUAAGCACUUGGUACGUGUACUUAGGUGUGUGCUCCUAAAUGGUGUGCGAAGCUCUAAAUCGCCCCAUAACACAACCAACAUUGACUCUAAACGGGCGUCACUCGAUGUGUUUACCAACGCUAAUAUGAGUCUGAUGGGGGCUGAAGGUUUCUUCCUUAUCGAGGUUGUAAAUGGCAAUAUUCACGACACCAUACAGGUUCUGCAUCGAGUACUCUACAUGAAGCUUCAGUUUGAGGUGAGCGCUUGGAACAACAUCAACGUAGCCUGUGUGGCAAGGUUAUCUUUGCAGGGACUUAUGGAGUAUCCCUUGAGCUUGGAGCAGUUGCCUAGUAGUAGACCCAUGCCCAUUCCGAUGUUAGGAUCCUUUGUAUCAGCAGACCUCCGCGUAAACACGAAUCUGCACAUGGUUGAACUGCGCAUAGAAGACUUUGUUGAACGUGCUGUGAUUACAGAAAUACAUAAGUCCCCCUCGCUCACGAUAGCUGUUGGUGGUUUUGUUUCAAUCUUUGACCAGCGGAGGCCUCAGCAGGACCAACAAGUGGCGCUCUGGGCCCCUUUUCUACCUGGUGCCCGCUUGUUUGGCGCGACGGAGGCGUAUGUGGUGCACUGGGAAGAUGAAUAUCAGACAAAGUUUGGUCGCACCAUUAACGCGGGAUCAACGACGCCAAUCAUCGAUCGUCUUGGUGACAAAGUUGUUUCGACUGCAACUGAUGCAGCAAAAGACUAUUUCCUGCAAGGCGCUCUCUUUGUCGGCCUUCGUGCGCUCGAUGCUCUUAAAGGGACCUUCUCACUGCCAAUGUAUGCUGUUUGGGCAACUGGCGUGAUCGACAAUGUUUUUGCCACACUUUCAAACCGCGCAAGCUAUACAGGGAAGGAUCUGGCGGGGGCCCUCUUAGACCCGCAUAAGGGUAAUCGCCCUGUUUCUCUUAUUGGUUUUGGUUUCGGGUCACGUGUCAUUGUGGAGUGUUUGCGCGAGCUAAAUCGUGUAGAGGCGUUUGGUGUUGUUGAAAAUGUGUUUCUGAUGGGAUCGACAGUAACAUCCUCCCGAGCAUUGUGGCGGGAGCUGCGACGUGUUGUGGCUGGUCGCAUCGUCAAUAUCUACUCCCGCAGUGACUGGCUUCUUUGGCUUAUGUACAAGAUGAACGAAGCGGCACUGCGGCCGAUGGCUGGUAUCAGUCCUGUGAACGUUCCUGGUGUAGAAAACUUCGACGUGACGUUUCUCGUCAAGAGUCAUAUUGACUACGCGUCGAAGCUGCGAGAGAUUGUAUCUGCCAUACCCGAGCGUCCAACACGGAAAAUGUAUGAGAGAUCGGCAGGAAGCCCUGGUGCGGUUGUGGAGCUUGGUGCGAUGAGGUCAGUGUCGGAGCGCAUAAGUUCCUCCAUGGGCUCCUUUUUGGGUGGCGAGCCGUGUGCAACACUGGCGAUCGCGAACCGAAUGGUGUCUGACGUAAAGGAGCUCAGCACGGAGCUGAAGUACGUCACACAUGUGGUCCAUGGCGGGUACUUCGAUUUUGAGCCGCCGGAGUCGGUCCCGUCGUCACGUUGCGCCGUCUGCGGCGUGAUUGGUUGUGGAGACGACGCUGUUGAAAACACCUUGAGUGGGGCGGUAACGUACAUGCUUCCCCUCGAUAGUGCCUCGGCGGAUGUGUUGCUUAUCAUUUUCUUCCACGCGGUGGCUGAAGGGGAUAUGCUGCUCGCUGCUACUGCAGAUGUGCGCAUGGUUGACCGGUCACGUGGUAGUGGUGACGCCGGGACGGACGCUGAACGUCGGAAGCUGUUAGAGUUGGCCCAAAAAGAGGCAGCGGAUCCCGAGCGGAUACGUUUGAGAUGCGAGAGCGCCGGACAAGCGUGGCACGGUGACCCACGCACAUUCAGUUUCACCGUUAACCUUGACGGUGUGUUUCGCGACGGCAGCAAGGAGGCCGUCUUCCGCGUCACAACCGAGUUUAUAGGCAAAUGUAAUUUCAUGGUGGGUGUGGUGGCACUCUUGACACAAUCUUCAACUCGGUUGCAACGUGCAAAGAUUACGGCAGCUCUCUUUGAUGAGAAUUACCAUAUGGGGGAGCCGCCAAGCAUGGUGACACCUGUGAAGUUGGAAUUGAUGACUCGCACCUUGAAUGAGUUUAGCAGUAAAUUUUCUAUGCAGAUCAAGAAUGAGCAGCAGCAGGAGGAGGAGGAGGAAAUGUCAUUCCAGCCAAUUGUAUUGGUUAAUUGCAGUGAAACGACAUUCUUUUGCACAGGCGUCAGUGAUAAAAGUGAUUUUUUUGACGCAGCGGCUGGUCUCGAGUGGAUUUGUCUUCCUUCACCAGAGCUUCCAUCGCGGAGUUGCGUUGUGACGGCUGUGCGACGUUUUUCCACUACCUCCACAUCAUCACCAUCCUCACUCGUUCCUUCGCAGGAGAAGCAGCAGGGUGAUAACGCCGUGCUCGAUGCCGUCGUGCUUGACGGUGACUGUGGUCGCUGCGAAGUGAAGAUUUUAGCUGGUGCUGGUGGAGGAGUUGAUGUGGCGUGCUGCUUCGAGCCUGCACCCUCUGCAGAUGGAAACGGCAGUGUGUCUGAGACACGCGUGGAGGUAGGCGGGGUAUCUUUUAUAAUUGUGACCAUCUCGUGGACGCCGAAAACAAAGGGUUCCGAGGGCGACUUGGAAGAGUCUUCAAGCUGUAGCAACGGUGGUUGGAUUCUUAUCGAAUGA